Pecten maximus is the source of this 429-nucleotide messenger RNA. RefSeq lists its product as uncharacterized. The coding region runs from base 1 to 429 and encodes 142 amino acids. NCBI's taxonomy places the organism in Eukaryota, Metazoa, Mollusca, Bivalvia, Pectinida, Pectinidae. The transcript has 2 exons. The record is from RefSeq and is a predicted model, not a curated record.
AUGGACACCUGUGACAACGAAAUACCGGACGUGAAUGAUAGGUUGCAGGUUCUUCCCUAUCAGUUUGAACCAUUGAGAGUGGAGAAAAUCAGUGAUUCUGGCAAGACUUCGCCUUCGGACAGCUCUGAUGUAGACGGCGAGGGAGCCAUACAGCGAGAUCAACGGCUCUACAACACAGCAUGGUGUGUCUGUGGCAAAUCCCCAUCCAUGACAACCGUAAAGGAGUGUAUUUGCUGUACAGAAAUUGAUCUUGUCAACCAUCAGACAGAAACAGCGGAGCUCAACUGCAUCACAGACCAUGAAGCAUUCAUUGCUCACUGCCUGAAUAGACAUGUUCUGCAUGUUUCCAUGUAUGAGUACAUGGAAAAUGUGGGUCCGUUUGAUGAUAAUGAACCAAUACAUGAGUUAGUAGUUCAAGAUAUUUUAUGA